CUCAGGAACUAUACAUAGCAAAGGCAAAAUGGGAGAGAGAAAAGAGAUCGGUGCGGAUUUCGUACCUGACCUUCUUCUCGCCGUAGUCUUCGACGACGAUCAAUUAACCUUGUUACAUCCGGUGAUCCCUGGGUCGGUUGAACGGCUGGAACAACCAAUUGAUAUAAGCGGGGGAAGAGGAUGUCGUCGGGGAACCGGAAUUACCACGGGGAGUUCAACCAGAAGAUCGAUUAUGUGUUCAAGUUGGUUCUGAUCGGGGACGCGGCGGUGGGGAAGUCGCAGCUGCUCGCUCGAUUCGCCCGCAACGAGUUCAGCGUCGACUCCAAGGCCACCAUCGGCGUCGAGUUCCAGACCCGCACUCUCGCCAUCAACGAGAAGACGAUCAAGGCCCAGAUCUGGGAUACCGCCGGCCAAGAAAGAUAUCGAGCAGUAACUAGUGCAUACUAUAGAGGAGCCGUAGGAGCAAUGUUGAUUUAUGACAUAACCAAACGUCAAUCGUUUGACCAUGUGGCAAGAUGGCUAGAGGAACUGCGAAGCCAUGCUGAUAGGAACAUUGUGAUUAUGCUCAUCGGGAACAAGUCUGACCUUGGAAGUCUUCGAGCAGUUCCAACUGAGGAUGCUAAGGAGUUUGCCCAACGUGAAAAUCUCUUUUUUAUGGAGACCUCUGCUCUUGAAGCUACUAAUGUCGAGAAUGCCUUCCAAACUGGCCUCACUGAAAUUUAUGGAAACGUGAGCAAGAAGUCCCUUGCUGCUAAUGAAGAUAGGGGAUCUGCUGGGAACUCAAACCAGCUCAAAGGAACUCAAAUAGUAGUCCCUGGUCAGGAGCCUCCGAGUGGGGGUAAUGCUUCAUGUUGUUCGUCCUAAUAUACUUUUGGGAUCUUGAUCAUGGAUGGAUUUUUGUCUUGGUUUGUCAAUCAAAUUGUGGAUAGGUUUUUAGUACAUUUCCCUAUUAUUUGGUUCAUUCAUCAUAUUCCGGGCCAUCCAUAUUUGAUCACUUGGUUAACCAAUUGAUUUUGAAUUUAUGCACUUGUAAUCAUCAUAAUUUAUAACUUCUGUAUUUGUAUUUUCUAUAUAUUAUCAGAAGCACUGCUUAAAGGUAAUUCUUGUUAA
This is a messenger RNA of Zingiber officinale, 1110 nucleotides long. RefSeq names its product ras-related protein RGP1-like. NCBI's taxonomy places the organism in Eukaryota, Viridiplantae, Streptophyta, Magnoliopsida, Zingiberales, Zingiberaceae. Gene Ontology annotation, cellular component: endosome. The coding region runs from base 181 to 864 and encodes 227 amino acids. The transcript has 2 exons. The record is from RefSeq and is a predicted model, not a curated record. Gene Ontology annotation, molecular function: GTP binding; GTPase activity.